UUUAGUACUAAAUGCCUUUUGCAUGGUCAUGGUGGUAUUAGCGAAACUAGACAGUCUCUUCUACCGUCAUCAUCGGAUUCCCCCAUUUUUAUUUUCUUCUCUGAAACUCAUACACACACUGCGCGCGCUCUCUCUCUCUCCACCACCGUCAGGCGUUCGAUUCUCAGGUAGAAUUUCCAUGUCCAGAUGAUAUAAUUGGAGGGAUAUUAAGCCAGAUCUGUCGAUAUGGGGGCUGCAAACUCCAAAGUAGAGGAAGAUAAGGCCCUGCAGCUAUGUCGAGAAAGGAAAAAAUUUGUUAAGCAGGCGCUUGAUGGCAGGUGCUCACUUGCAGCCACUCACGAUAUGUACAUUCAAUCACUCACAAGUACGGGAACAGCUCUUCGGAGAUUUGUGGAGUCUGGAGCUCCUGUUGAAUCUUCUUUGUACACUUCCACUUCUGCAACCCCUGAGCCUCUUCUUCAAAUUGAGAAGUCCCUCUCUCAUUUCUCAUUUUCUUCUCCUUCCGUGUCGCAGCACAUGAAUACAACAGAUAAUUUAUCUCCCUCCCCUUCUCCUCCACAUUCUACUCUCUUUCAUGCCAAUCAUAUGAAAGUCAGGGGUAGCUUUUCUAAAAAGGUUGAAGAAAAGCCUCCUAUAUCUACUACUGCAACUGUGAUCUCCUCUAGUACCCCACAGAAUAACACACCUCGCUCUUCUGGAAACUCUGAAACAUCACCAUUUGGAGAUUCUUCAAUCCUUCCAGAAAGUCCACCUUGGGAUUACUUUGGUAUCUUUCAACCAAUUGACCAUCAAUUCUCUUCUCAAGAAGGGAAGACCAUGAACCAAGGGUUUGAAAGUACUGAUGACAUAAGACGGCUUAGGGAAGAGGAGGGAAUUCCUGACCUGGAAGAUGAAGGAGAGAAGGCCUCUUUUCAUGAAAGGGAAGAAUCUCAGGAUUCUGAAGAUGAAUUUGAUGAGCCAGCCACAGAUUCUCUGGUUCGAAGUUUUGAAAACUUCAAUAGAGUACAUGAACAAGUUGAAGCUAGUGCUUCACCUGCAGUACCCUCUGCAGAAAGCGUAACUUCAGAAACUGAGUUAUUGAAAGGUCAUAAAAGUAACUCACCUGAUUUGUCGCCACUGAGAACUCCAUCCAUAGAUGUUGAACCUGAAACUGACUUGAAUAAAACUACAGUGAAGGAAGAUUGCAUGGAAAGUAAAAUUGCACCAAAAGAUCUUGUUUUAAGCAUGAAAGACAUAGAAUUUCUCUUCAAAAAAGCUUACGAGUCUGGUAAAGAAGUUCCUAAGAUGCUUGAAGCAAAUAAGUUGCAUUUCCGUCCGAUAUUCCAAGCAAAAGAGAGUGGAUCAUUUUCAUCUACAUUGUUGAAGGCUUGUUUCUCUUGUGGUGAAGAUCCUAGUCAAGUUCAGGAAGAGCCUGCUCAAAAUGCUGUCAAAUACAUUACUUGGCAUAGGACUACAUCAUCUCGAUCCUCUUCAUCAAGGAAUCUGUUGGGAGCAAACGUAAAAGAUGAUAAUGAGAAUCGUACUGGUAACCUCUUUGAUAACUUUUGCAUGAUCUCAGGCAGUCAUGCCUCAACCUUGGAUAGGUUAUAUGCGUGGGAAAGGAAGCUUUAUGAUGAGGUUAAGGCUAGUGAGAUGGUCAGAAGGGAUUAUGACUUGAAGUGUAAGAUAUUAAGGCAACUAGAAUCAAAAGGAGAAAAUUCUCAACAAGUUGAUAAAACUCGCGCUGUUGUUAAGGAUCUACAUUCAAGAAUCAGAGUUGCUAUUUACAGGAUUGAUUCUAUAUCAAAGAGGAUUGAAGAUAUACGAGACAGAGAGCUCCAGCCACAACUUGAGGAGUUGAUUCAUGGGUUAAGUCGGAUGUGGGAAGUGAUGCUUGAAUGUCACAAGCUUCAGUUUUCAAUAAUCUUCAAAGCUUACAACAAUGGCAACACUAAGAUAUCUGUGCACUCGGAAUCACAUCGACAGAUUACUCUCUCUCUUGAAGAUCAACUCAGCCAUCUAUCCUCAAGUUUUGACAAGUGGAUCAAUGCUCAAAAGUCCUAUUUGCAGUCUAUAAAUGGAUGGCUUUUGAAAUGCGUCUCUAUUGCUGAGAAGUCUUCCAAAAAGAAAAGGAGGCAACCAGAAAACCCCUUGAGAUUCUGUGGCCCUCCAAUAUAUGCCACAUGUGGUGUCUGGUUUGAUAAGCUUGAGAAAUUGCGUUCCAGUGAAGUGACAGAGGCUAUAAAGACUUUAGAAAAUGAAAUUGCCAGUUUUGUACCAAGUCAUGAAAAGAAAGAGGAUAAAGAUGCAAAUUAUUCUGGUGUAACAUCUCAGAAGGAUGAUAGUGGUAUUGAUUCUGCGGUUAAUAUGUUAAGAGAUGAAGUUUCCCCUUCAGGGAUGUCCAGUUUUGAUCGUUUCCAGAGAAGCUUGGCAGAGUUUUGUAAAAAGUUGAAAGAGUUUGCAGAGGCUUCUGUUAACAUGUAUGCAGAUGUUCAGGUGGCCAUCCAACGUUCAAAGAGCAAUUACGAUCAGAUCAAAUCCAAAUCUGGAGUUGCUUAGUGGAUUCAGUGCCGGGGGUUGGGAAACAAAGAAAAACAUAAGAGCAGUUUUGGAUACAAUUUCGAAUUGGAUAUUCGGAUAUGGAAUUUGUAUGAGAAAAAUAAAUGUGAUUCGACUCCAAGUUUGUCGUGGGGUCGAAGUGGAAUAUAAAAAUAAUGGAGUUAAUAAAUUUGUAGCAGCUAGCAUCCAUUGUAAGUGCAAGGGGUUAAUAUAUGGUAUAGGUGUAAUUACAGGGGUUGGUAGCAAGGGA
Messenger RNA from Argentina anserina (silverweed cinquefoil), 2788 nucleotides. RefSeq names its product protein ALTERED PHOSPHATE STARVATION RESPONSE 1. The coding region runs from base 226 to 2538 and encodes 770 amino acids. NCBI's taxonomy places the organism in Eukaryota, Viridiplantae, Streptophyta, Magnoliopsida, Rosales, Rosaceae. The record is from RefSeq and is a predicted model, not a curated record. The transcript is spliced from 6 exons.